UGUAGUGGAGCUAGCACAGUGAUGAACACAGCAGACUGCCUCUCUUUCGAUCUCCCUCUUUUCCUUUUUGUUUCCUCUCUUCUCUCUCGCUCUGUGUCCAUCAUGCAGAACAUAAGACAAGCAGCCACAGAGGCCUUUUGUCGCCUGGGUUUGAAACAAAAGCAUACAGGCUAUGAAGAGCUUACAGAUUUCAGUGAAGUUCCAUGUCCUGUCAGGUCUCUUCCUCCACAAUGGUAUCAUACUGUCCAAGUGCGGAGGAUAAGAGCACUAAGGGCCCGGAGUAACAGCGACCCACUUCAGGGGAAGAACUUAGGGCAAGGGUUUCAGUGGCAGAGAAAAGGACUCCCUUUUGGUACUGCAUCUUCUUAUCUGAACCUGGAGAAGCUAGGUGAAGGUUCCUAUGCAACUGUGUACAAAGGAAUAAGCAGGAUUAAUGGGCAACUGGUUGCUUUGAAAGUCAUCAGCAUGAAAGCUGAGGAAGGAGUGCCCUUUACUGCAAUUCGAGAAGCAUCUCUCUUGAAAGGCCUGAAGCAUGCAAACAUUGUUCUUCUGCAUGACAUCAUUCAAACCAGGGAAACGUUAACGUUUGUCUUUGAAUAUGUGCAUACAGACCUGUCGCAAUACAUGGCGCAGCAUCCUGGAGGGCUCCUGCCAUACAAUGUUCGGCUCUUCAUGUUCCAGUUACUCAGAGGUCUGGCCUAUAUCCAUCACCAGCACAUCCUGCAUCGAGACCUAAAACCACAGAAUCUCCUUAUCAGCUACCUAGGGGAGCUCAAACUGGCUGACUUUGGUCUUGCCCGAGCCAAGUCAAUCCCCAGUCAGACGUACUCCUCAGAAGUGGUGACUUUGUGGUACCGCCCACCAGAUGUUCUUCUAGGUGCUACUGAUUAUUCCUCUGACCUAGAUAUCUGGGGUGCAGGUUGCAUACUUAUAGAAAUGCUUCAGGGAUAUCCAUCAUUCUCUGGGGUGUCAGAUGCCUUUGAACAACUGGAAAAAAUCUGGUCGGUAAUAGGGACUCCAACAGAGGACACUUGGCCUGGAGUAUCUCAGCUUCCUAACUACAAGACCGAUUGUCUGACUCUAUGUGAAAAACAGCCUUUUGGAAAUGUCUGGGACAGAUUGAGUAGAAUUAUGGGAGCUGAAGAUCUUGCAGUCAAGAUGUUGAAAGGUUGCCCUCGAGUAAGGAUCUCUGCUGAGGAUGCCCUUCUUCAUAAAUUCUUCAGUACUUUGCCUUGUCAGCUUUACCAGCUAUCUGACGUACGGUCUAUAUUCACUGUACCUGGGCUGAGCCUUAAACCAGAAAUUCGAGAUAUGUUAAUCCCCAAACAGAAAAUAUCCCAACCAGCUACACAUCACAAACCAUGGUGAACAUUACAAAGUUUUACAGCCUUCACGGACAUCAUGUUGCAAUCUCUGAAUGCAGCUGUUUGAAUGUACUAGCCUUCCAUCCCCACUUUUCACUUCUUCCCCUCCCUGCUGCCUUCUGAUGAAAGAAGCCAUCCUGAAAUAACCCAGGAGUCUUGCGCCUUAUAAACCCUGCUUUACCCAGUUCUAGAUAGCAGGAUCAGUUAAAGGAAACCUGGAGACAGUUUAUAGUGACUCAGAAUGAAUUAAAGCCAGAGAAAGCCAGGAUAUUUGUAUUUUUAAAGGGAGCUCAACUAGUGCACCAUAUUUCUUUCAGUACAGGUUUCCCAUAAGCAUUAAGCUGUUCUGCAAAUGCUUUGUUGCUCUUCUACAUCAGGGAUUUUAUGGGAAUUUUCACAAUAAAUCAUGUUUUUCAGUAGUGCUAGUCUCAUGAAAGGAGAACAGCAAUAUGUUUCCCCACAAAUAAAUUGG
Molecule: messenger RNA, 1836 nt
Organism: Nanorana parkeri
Lineage: Eukaryota; Metazoa; Chordata; Amphibia; Anura; Dicroglossidae
Gene: CDK15
Product: cyclin dependent kinase 15
Exons: 15
Coding region: 22-1368 (448 amino acids)
Biological process (GO): protein phosphorylation
Cellular component (GO): cytosol; nucleus; cytoplasm
Molecular function (GO): cyclin-dependent protein serine/threonine kinase activity; ATP binding; cyclin binding
Source: RefSeq, a predicted model, not a curated record